Schizosaccharomyces cryophilus OY26 is the source of this 3113-nucleotide messenger RNA. RefSeq names its product NST UDP-N-acetylglucosamine transporter. Bases 298 to 1269 code for a protein of 323 amino acids. Gene Ontology annotation, biological process: transmembrane transport. Lineage: Eukaryota; Fungi; Ascomycota; Schizosaccharomycetes; Schizosaccharomycetales; Schizosaccharomycetaceae. The record is from RefSeq and is a predicted model, not a curated record. Gene Ontology annotation, cellular component: endoplasmic reticulum membrane; Golgi membrane. The transcript has a single exon. Gene Ontology annotation, molecular function: UDP-N-acetylglucosamine transmembrane transporter activity.
GUUUGGCGUAGGAUUGAGAUCCACUUCAAAUUAAUUGGAAACAGGAUUAGCUUGUCUUGGAAUUCCAUCAAGCAACUAACUAACGAUUCAAAGUAUUUUGAUUUAAGUCUUGAGUAUUUAAAAAAUCAAUUUUUACGAAAAAGGGUUUAAUCCCAACUUGCAAGCAGCCAUUUUGCACUUGGACUUUUGCUACCUGAAAACUUGUAAAAAUAUUCAAGUGUCCAUCUAAAGGGGUUCAUUCUUUUUUUUUAUUUAAUAAAAGAACACAGAAGCAAGACAGAACUCAGCAAUCGCAUAAUGAUUUUGGGGGCUCUUUCUUUUAUUUUUGGAGGGUGUUGUUUUACAGCUUACACCUUAGAAGCGAUUGUGAGAGAAUAUCCUAAAAGUGGAUUACUGAUUACAUUUUCUCAGUUUGUGUUCAUAACAAUAGAGGGUCUGCUAUACUUUUUAAUACAUAACCCUUCUGUAUUGAAAAAUCCUAAUGUACCUAGAAAACGGUGGUUGUCCAUCGUUUUAUUAUUCUUUAGUAUCAAUGUUUUAAACAAUAUUGCCUUGGGAUUUGACGUUUCUGUCCCCGUACAUAUAAUUCUUCGAAGCAGUGGGCCCCUCACCACCAUGGCGGUAGGCUGGAUGUUGGCAAAUAAAAGCUAUACAAUUGCCCAAAUGAUAAGCGUUGUUAUUUUAACCCUCGGAGUCGUAAUCGCAGUUCUUGGGAAUGCACAGGAUAUUCAUGUGCAUAUGAGUUCAACAACUAAUUUUGCAAUUGGCUUUUCUAUAUUAAUGGUCACUCAGCUUCUUGGAGCAUUUAUGGGGCUACUUCUAGAAGAUACAUACAAAAAAUACAAGACUAGCUGGAGAGAAAGUUUAUUCUACACUCACGCUUUUUCCAUUCCUUUUUUUCUACCGUUAUUGAGUUCAAUUCGAAAACAGUGGAUGCUUUUAUUUACAGAUUCCGAAAAUUCUAAUCUUGAACUUUUUGGUAUGCCUCCAGCGUUUUGGUAUCUUUGCCUUAAUACAUUGGCACAGUACGUGUGCGUACGAGGCGUAAAUUCUCUUGGUUCCCAAAGCUCUGCAUUAACCGUCACGAUCAUUCUAAACGUUCGAAAGUUUGUAAGUCUAUGUUUAAGCAUACUGCUAUUCGGUAAUCGAUUAAGCGGUGCUGUUGUGCUUGGUGCUUGUUUAGUAUUUGGCUCUAGUGCGACAUAUGUCUAUAGCCGGCCUGCUGUUAAAUCAAGAGAUGAUCAAAAAGAUGAAAAAAAGGAUAUUUGAUUCAACCGGUAAGGAAAAUAUCAUUUUUUUAUUGAUGAUAUCACGAGAUGCUUAAUGAAUUACAUUUCUGUAAGUUCGAAAGUCAUUUCUUCAUUGUGCAAAAACAAACCAUUAAUAAAACAUUGCCUAUUUUAUUCAAGAUCAUAACCGUGGAAGCAAACCAACAUACCAAAAACCGAAUUUUUGAGCAGAAGAAGGAAAACAUUGAGUUGUAAGCUCUAAUAAAUCUUUAAUCUCCUUAAAAACAGAUGGAAGUAGUUUUAUGUCUAACCAAUCUUGAGCAUCAAAGUCCCCAGGGGCAUCAUAGGCAUAGAAUGUUUUGAUCGUAAUGAUAGGCGAUUGUUGAAAAGAAGCAGUUAAUUUUGGGCUGUUAAACAAAGUGACAGGAAGAUAUGGAGUGAAGCACCAAACAUAAAGAGUAUUACUUUGAUCGGUGAGACAGAAUUUAUGGAUUGCGUUUAAUUCGCGGAGUGUCAAUAAUUCAGAAGUGACGACAUAAGAAGGAUGAAUGCGGCUGCCAUUGAUUAAAAUACAAGACUUAUCCAGACGGACACUUUCAGAAACAUCAUGUUCAUCUUGGAUUCCAAGGGCUGUUUGGCAGGAUGAACAUUUAUACAAAGGCGAAUCACUUUGAUAAGACUGGGAAUUUACCUAAGAAGAGGAGAUGGUUAGUAACGCAUAAAAAAGAAAAAAAAAAAAGAGAGAAGAAUUCUAAAUGAUUAAGGAAUGUACUCUUUCAGUUACCGCGACCUAACAGAGCUUAAAUAGGUGCGACCUGUGAAGAAGGAGCGUAAGAAGGGAUUAUCAUAGCAACCCUCUAACAGGGGUACGAAAUAAUAAUCCCAACUUUCUUUUGUUUAUUAUAGGACCUAUGUAUCUCCUUGGGAUUUGUGAAUAUUUAGAAAAGCAAAUCAAGGGUUUCUUUUAGGUCCGUAAUACCAUUGAAGAAGAAAUAAAGCUAAUAAAACAAUAAAACGAGAAUUGAACUUACCAAUGAAUUUGGAUGGAAAAGAAGAAAAGAAGUGCCAGAAUAGGACAUGUGCUCAGUAGGAGAAAAGGCAGGCAUGCCACCGUUCUUGGCCAAAACAGCAGGGAAAUCAACAUGACAGGCCCAGCAAUCCAUCAGUUCUUGCCAAUUGGCAGAGGGUAAGUCUCGACAGGAAGAAAAGGUUGCGAGCUGAGCGGUGCAGUAGCUACACUGGACGACAUGUUCGCGUUUUGAAUCGAAAUCCAAGGCUUUCCAGGGAACGACGAUAUCAAAAUUUUGAAUACGAGGAGAGCAAGCAAUUACUACUUGUAGGGUAUCAGCACGUUUGAUGGCAACCACAGGCUCGUCCUUUCUCAGGGACAGAGGUAGCGAACACGGAACAUCACCAACCCGUUUUGGAUGCGGCGUAGUGUUUGGAUCCAAAUAAACGUUAACUCGACCUACAUGUGUCAAAUAUUCUGACAGCAUCACAUCGCCUUGCUUGUAGCUGGACAGUAAAAAAGGCAGCAAGAUUUUUGUUUAAGGAACAUGUCACCUAGGAAAAUGAAGAAUGGAAGUAUAGACAAUUUGAUGCCUUUUUUUUUUUUCGGAAUUGUAUCGCUAUCAUUUAGAAUUCUUCAUUUUAUUAUUUCAUCAAAGUAGUUGACUACGCCGGCCAAGUCUAAAAACGCCGAUUUUGUUCGAAGGAGUAAAAGGUGGAGGUAUCGAUUACCUAUACCAUUUAUAGUGCUGUGUUUUUUAUUAAAAAAAAAAAAGAUAGGAAAAUCAAUAAAUAGAAAUCUCCCUUUUUGUGGAAAUUAAUAAAUCACCUUUUCCUAUGUCCUCACAUCAACCGCACUUUACAUCUAUCUUCAAG